AUGGUUAGUCGUCAAACGCUUUACGGGGCACUUUGCGUUGCUUCCUCUGUGAAGGAGGUGAUUAAAGGAAGUACGUCGGUUGCUAGGGAAUCUGCUGGACUUUGGCUGAAAACUUCGAGUUUGACAAGACCGUUAUUGUCCAAGUACCAAUGGUUUUAUGAUCCAGAGUGGGAGAAGGCCAAAUCGCUCUCUGAACGUUUGAGGAACCAAAAAUUCAUUACGAGGUCGCCCGGUAGACCGAAAAACGUCGCUAGCAAGGCAACUCGAUCAUUUAGCACCAGUGCUAGACGAUUGAGCAAAGAUGGACAAAAUUUCGAAGAGAAAAAGGACCAGAUAAAAGAAUUGCAAAGCUCAGACGUUCCUUCGUCGCGGAUUUCUAGACUCUUCCACUACGGCUCGCUAGCUGCUGGAGUGGGUCUAUCUGCUGCUUCUCAGGGCUUGAAUCAAGUAAUCAGCGGAAAGAAGCCUACGUUUAAAUCGCUUAUUUUGUCAGAAGAGAAUCUAGAGCGCAUCACGAAGAAGUUUUCGAAAAUGCGCGGAGCAGCAUUGAAGAUCGGCCAACUUAUGUCUUUUCAGGAUGAAAAAGUCCUGCCAAGGGAACUUUACGAAAUUAUUUCCCGCGUUCAAAACCGAGCGCAUUAUAUGCCUCGCAGACAACUGGAUAGAGUCCUAACACGCGAAUUGGGGCCAGCUUGGGCCGAAAAGCUUGGUUCAUUCGAUCCAGUCCCCAUAGCAGCUGCUUCUAUUGGUCAAGUUCAUGAAGCUACACUGAAAUCCGGCGAAGAGGUCGUCAUGAAAAUCCAGUAUCCUGGCGUCAAAGAAUCCAUUGAUUCUGACCUCAAUAACAUCUUGAUGUUUUUAACUGCUUCGCGACUUUUGCCUCGUGGAUUGUACCUGGAUAAAACGGUUGCCAACGCGAGGGUAGAAUUAAAGUGGGAAUGCGAUUACGAGCGCGAAGCUAGCUGUCUUGAAAAGUUUGAGCAGCUUUUGAGCAAAGAUCCUAUUUUAAAGACACCCCACGUUAUCAAAGAUUUAACCACUGAGAACAUCAUCACUAUGACGAGAAUGCACGGCACUGAAAUAAUGAAACUGGCGGAUACAGCGCCCCAAGAAACCCGGGAUUUCAUUUCUUCCAACAUCAUGAAGCUUUGUUUGCAAGAAAUAGCUGAAUUCAAAUUCAUGCAGACAGAUCCAAACUGGGCCAAUUUUUUCUACAACGCAAAACAGCAUACUUUAGAACUUUUAGACUUUGGAGCUUCUCGUUCUUACUCUGACGAUUUUAUUUUCAAAUAUAGGCGAAUGCUGACUUUGGGAACCAAACGGGACCGCGAGGGAGUGGCCAAAGUGUCAAAAGAGCUAGGAUAUCUAACUGGGUUCGAGUCUAAGGCCAUGGUCGAUGCUCAUGUAGAUUCUGUUCUGGUCCUAUCCGAACCAUUCUCAGGACCAAUCGAUCGUCUCUUUGACUUCUCUCAUCAAACUGUCACUGACCGAAUCCGUGAAAAUAUAGGCUUGAUGCUCGAAGAACGCCUGUGUCCACCACCGGAAGAGACUUAUUCGCUGCACAGGAAAUUUAGCGGAGUGUUUUUGCUAUGCGCUAAGAUGCAAGCUAAAGUUCCGAUGGCAGAAUUGUUUCAAAAACAUUUCGCUUUGCAUGAUUAG
Lachancea mirantina is the source of this 1659-nucleotide messenger RNA. The record is from the annotation of a GenBank genome assembly. NCBI's taxonomy places the organism in Eukaryota, Fungi, Ascomycota, Saccharomycetes, Saccharomycetales, Saccharomycetaceae.